AUGUCUCCCCCUUCAUCUUCCGCAUCCAAGUUCACCUCCAAAGCAGCCCGCCGCCGCGCUCGACGCAAGAACACCAUCGACAGCUACUCCCCCGACGACUACGACUGGGACGGCGAGGCCACACGAGCCGUCCACACAACCAUGGCUCUCCUGAACUCCAACCGCACCCCAAGCCCCGACUCCUCUGAAGAAUUGUUCCCCUCGGCCUCCGACCCCUACCUAGAUCUGGAGCUGCUGAUGCCCAAACCGCCGCCCGUGCUUGCGGAGCUCGAGAAGAUCGUGCAAGGUCUCAAGGAUGACCCCAUUGAGGUGCUUGUUGAGCAGGGGGUAAGGAACCUGGAGACCCUCCGCAUGAUUGGCAUUCUGCGUGAUGCGGAGGUGCUGCUCUUUGAGGGGCAGCCUGAUGCCGCGAAGGAGAAGGUUGCUCAGGGCAUGGAGGUUGCGAUGGCUCUUGAUGAUGAGGAGUACCUUGGGCGCUGUGGGGUGCUCAUGGAUUGUGUUGAGACUCUGAGGCGCUGGCUGCAGCAGCAGCGGGAGCGGGAGGAAGAGGAAGAGGAUGAGGGGAAGGGGAAGGAGGUUGUGCGUGCUGGGCAGAGGCCUGGACUUAGCCGGCGGUCUUCGGGGAUAUCGGAGGCGCCGGUAGGUGAGAUCUUGGGCGACUUCAAGCAAGGAAUGUAUGAGGAUGAGAGCUGCUGGAUUGAUGAGGACGAAGAAGACAGUGUUGCGGUACGUCCUAGUGACAAGCAAACAGACCAAGGGAAUCGUCAUCUGCAGUCUCCAGGUCCAGAGGAGGAGAAUGAAGAGGAUGACCUCCAAAGGUACGAAUCCCGAUCUGCCUCCACUAACUCACAGUCUGCAUUCUACGUUGAAGAGGAAUCCGAAGGCGAUGACUCCGCCUGGGAAACCGAAUCAGCCACCAGCUCCGACUCCAACGAGUCCAUAUCCCGCACAAUAACCCGCAAACGACUAAGCUCCGCCCUGGACCCCUCAACCUCACUCUUCUACACGCACAACCACAAGAUAAACCGCAAACCAUACAUCAUCCACAGAACCCCCAUCACCGGCCCCUCCCGUCCCAAAACCUGGAUAGACUCCGACGUAAACGCCUGGGGCGACGAAGAAUUCUGCCGCGAGUUCUGGCACCCGCACUCCAAGACCAUCCUGCUCCAGGAACCCGUCAUGGACUGGGACAUGGCCUGGCUGGCCAAACACUCAUGGUCGCGGUUCUUCCCGCAGAAGGACAAGUUCACCUUCCGCUGCUCGCCGUCCAUGAACUCCAUGGCGCCCCGCGUCCGUAAGACGGAUAUCUUCCCGCGCCAGGAGUGGGAGUACCUCCCCGACCAGAAAGCGUGGAGCGAGUUUCAAGCCGGGACGUCUCCCGACGAGCAGGUUACAUUUAGCUUUCUGGAGUGGGAACGCGAGCGGAUCCAGGAUCUCCUGGAUGCUGAGAAGGGGGGUGUCAUGGCGCAAGCGCGAAAGGAGCAGAUGGAGAAAGACGCGGCUGAAUCUGUAGCUGAUAAAGCUACAGACGGUAAUCGGCGUGGGAAUCCAGAUCCUGAUGCGAGGCAGACCCGCCUCCGUAAGCUGUUCACCAGCCUUGACGGCGCCGCUGACUAUGACGACGAGUAUUCACCCAUGGCCCUAGCCGACGAGGAGGUCGCCGCCCAGGAAAAAACGCUCUCUUCGCGCAUCGCCGCCCGCAUGAAAACCAAUCCCGACGAAGACACCGAGGCUCUCCUUGCCGACCCGGAACUCAUUACCGCCGCGUGCCAAAUCGCCCGCGCGACUAGAAAAAUCGAACGCUUUUAUGGGAGCAUGGACACCAACGAGGCGGAUCUCGAGAUCGAUAGCGCCGAGGAGGAAGAGAGGGUUGCGGAGCUGGCGAGGAAUAUGCUCGUGAAUAUGGUGGACGAUGUUCAGCAUGAGAUGUUUGAUGAGUUUAAAUUUCGCGAGAUCGUCAAGGAUAGGAUCCGGCUCUGCCUGAAGGUUUUUGGCGUCGUUGUUGGUGUCCCGGUUCUGGGUUGGGUUUUGCUUGUUGUGGGGUUGUACUAUCAAGGUUUGUAA
This is a messenger RNA of Aspergillus mulundensis, 2064 nucleotides long. RefSeq lists its product as uncharacterized. The coding region runs from base 1 to 2064 and encodes 687 amino acids. The record is from RefSeq and is a predicted model, not a curated record. Lineage: Eukaryota; Fungi; Ascomycota; Eurotiomycetes; Eurotiales; Aspergillaceae. The transcript has a single exon.